AUGAAAGCACGCACAUACACAGAGUAAUACAACAGUCCAUAACUGUCCUAAAUAAUACGACGAUACAGACUGUCAGGUCAUCGGUCUAAUUAAGUGAAAAUUUGAGCGAUUAAAGAUUUUAAACAGAUUUGACUUCUACACGCACUUGAUUCUGAAAGUUUGCCUCCAUGGAUAAGUCGAAGAACUUUCGGAUAGACGCUCUCCUGUCGGAAAGCUCUCAGCGGAUCGUGCGCGGUGAUUCCCCGGGACUGUGCAAUGAAGGUGCUGAUAUCGACAUAUGCAAACGGACAGAAAACUCUCCUCCUCGCACGUUUCAGCUCCAGACAGGGGUCCUACCCAAACCGGGCAUGUUAAAUAUUUCUCAUCCAGGAUUAACCUCACUUUCUCAAGGGUCUAUGCCAGGAAUGUAUCCAUCGCCAAUGUACUCCAUCACGGCACUAGGAGCGCAGCAUCCCAGCUUCGCGUACUCCGGUUUCACGCAGUCGUACCCAGAUCAUCUGAAAGCGGCAGCCAUGGCCGGUUCAUUACCGCUUGAGCACUGGCUGCGUGCGGGACUCUUAAUGCCUCGCCUUGCAGACUACAGCGGGGCACCUCAGUCUGGACUGAUUGGAAAGUGCCGGAGACCACGCACAGCCUUCACCAGUCAGCAACUCCUGGAGCUGGAAAAUCAAUUCAAACUCAACAAGUAUCUAUCAAGACCCAAGCGCUUUGAAGUGGCCACAUCUCUGAUGCUGACUGAGACACAGGUGAAGAUUUGGUUCCAGAACCGGCGAAUGAAGUGGAAGCGCAGCCGUAAAGCUAAAGAGCAGGCUGCACAACUGGAAACAGAUGGCUGUAAAUCCGGCAAGAGAGGGAACAAGCCCAAAGACCUGAGCCGGUGCAGUGCACAUGACGAAGAUGAGGAUCUGGACCCAGAAGAGGAAGACGAAGAAGACGAGGAAGAGUUCAGACAAUCUAUUAAUGUAGGUGUGAGUCUACCUCGCAAUUCAGACUUCCUGCAGCACAGCUCGGCACUGAGCUACAGCUCUCAUGGCUCUUACUCUGACGAUGACCUGGAAGAAAUCGGAGCAGACCGAAAGAUCAGGCUAGGGUUAUGAGGAAUUAAAGGCAACUUUAGUCUGCGUGUCCACUGAUGAAUUGGACAGCAAACUAUCCUUUAAAGUCCAAUACCUCAAGACUGAAAUCUGUUGAUGUCAAAUCUGACCUAUUAGGACUCGUUCAAACCAAGAAUGAUAGCUGUAAUGAUAACUACAUGUGUGUCUACACCUUCAGUACACACAAUAACAUUCUCAAAGCAUAUGUGAAUAUUCACUGCCUGUUAUUGGUUUAUCAUAUCUGUAAUUGCAACUAUAUUGUAUAUUUAGACCGAUAUUAAAAUGAUAGUUCACCCAAAAGUGAACUCUCCUUCUAAACCUUUAUGAGUUUCUUUCUUCUGUUGAACACAAAAGGAGAUAUUUGGAAGAAAGCUGAAACCCUGUAAACAUUGAUUUCCAUAAAGGGAAAACAAAUACUAUGGAAGUCAAUGGUUACAUGUUUUAAGCUUUCUUCAAAAUAUUUUCUUUUGUGUUCAAUCGAAGAAAGAAACUCAUUAAGGAUUGGAACAAGUAAAGGCUGAGUAAAUUAUGACUGAAUUUUCAUUUUUGUGUGAACUAUCCCUUUAAGAAAGAUACCAUUAUCACUGUUACACUUGGUGCGAAUGGGGCUGUACAGCUGAUUGAUACUGUCUGUUGUCUAUGAAUGUUAACAGGACAUUUAUAGUCAAAAAAAGUCUUAGUUCAUGAAAAUGGUCUUCGAGUUUAUUUGCACUUAAUAUUUUUUGAAGGCUGCUUGUAAACUGCAAAUGUACACUAUUUCAAACUAACUUUUUUGUAUAAUUCCAAUGAUUCCAGGAUUUAUUAUUUUUUUGUUACAUUUUUUUCACAAAACAGUUGUCAAAUAUUUAGCUACUACAUUUUACCUCACUCUAUAUAAACCCUAGUAAAAACUGAAAUAUCAUGCUGGAAUUUUUAAAAUGUUUAAUAGGGUAUAUGCACAUGGGCUUUUAAUUUCGGUCGGCCAGCCCCAGUGCUUCCGGUUAAUGGGCUAUAUGCACAGCUAUAUGUGCACAUACAAUAUUGCCGCGUUUUAGAUCAGAUUUCUUUAAAAAAACAGCGAUGGCUGGCUGAGAUAUGAUAUAAAGUGGGAUUCAGACCAAACAAGAAGCACCGCAUUACAUUAUAUUUCCCCUGCCAUAUCUUUAAAAUAUUGAAAUUUAUUUUACUCCAGUAUUUUUAAUGCCAUUUCUGUGGUAACAUGCUAAUAAUGACGACCCCUGUGUUUAAACAGUCCUUUGUCUCUUUUUACGCUUGAACAACUUAAUGAAUGCUUAAGUCUAUUUAAUUGAAUUUAUUUUAAUUACAUUACAACAUCGAUGCUGUAAAAGGAACCUUGUGAAAUUGAAAAUAGUCACAUUAAGCUUUCCCCGGAAGUUCAUCAUUGGCUGAAGAACACUUGCUGUGCAUAUAGCCCAUUCAUACGUGCAACAACAAUUUCUUAGUUACAUCGCCAACUACUGGCCUGGCGUACAUAAUGCAGCAAUUUUGACAAUGUUGCUGGCUGUAUGCGAACGUUUUCAAAAAUGUAAAGGAAAUAUUUUUCUGUUUUAUUGCCUUGUAAAUGUACCUUCAGCCAUUUCCUAACUUCAAGCAGAGCAGCAUCAAUAUUAAAUACUGAAAGAAGGACAGUUUGGCUGUUUAUAGCAUUGCCAUGCUAUAUAUUCUAACAUUGACAUUUUGGUUUUUUAAAAAAAGAAGCUGUUGAACCAAAUGAGGAGGCCUUUGCACUUCAAGUCACCGACUGACACUUGUGCUCGUUGGUCUCUUGAAGACAUUUUGUUUAAUAGUAUGUUGACAAGAGUGGAUGCUAAUUAACAGAGAAUUGUCCGGAGGUCACCGGUGUCAGCUUUCUCCCUGUAAGCAUUGACUGAGAAACCCUGAGGAACUAGUAAAUCCUCUGCAAAUAUUAAACAAGGGCAAACUGUGAAAGGCGCAUUAGUUAGUCCAUUAGGCUAGUUUAUGUCAUAUUGUUGCUGUUAGUGUAUUUAAUGUUAUUUAACUGUUAUAGAUUAUAUCUAAUUUAUUCAACUGAUAUCAGGACUCUGUUUGAAGGAUCGUGUGGCCUUCAAAGACAUGUACUUGAUGCAUAAGGAAAUAAACAAUUGAAAAUGAGUUUCAGCCAUUCCUUCA
Messenger RNA from Danio aesculapii, 3224 nucleotides. RefSeq names its product motor neuron and pancreas homeobox 2a (gene mnx2a). The coding region runs from base 168 to 1097 and encodes 309 amino acids. Gene Ontology annotation, biological process: central nervous system development; neuron projection morphogenesis; regulation of DNA-templated transcription. The record is from RefSeq and is a predicted model, not a curated record. Gene Ontology annotation, molecular function: DNA-binding transcription factor activity, RNA polymerase II-specific; sequence-specific double-stranded DNA binding. Gene Ontology annotation, cellular component: nucleus. NCBI's taxonomy places the organism in Eukaryota, Metazoa, Chordata, Actinopteri, Cypriniformes, Danionidae. The transcript has 3 exons.